Chara braunii is the source of this 715-nucleotide messenger RNA. The record is from the annotation of a GenBank genome assembly. Lineage: Eukaryota; Viridiplantae; Streptophyta; Charophyceae; Charales; Characeae.
UCGAGGGUGGGUGAAGUCAUGUUGGGGGUUUGUUGGGAGGAGGGCGUUCGAGGGAUGUUGGGGGAGGGCGGGGUGUGACAUGGCGGUGACCUGAGAGUAGGUGGGCAUCCGGUGGGAGGUGAUGAUGGAUGAGGUCGAGAUGGGUUGUGAGAGGGGAGGUGUGGGUACGGAUCAGGUGUCGAUGGGAUGGUGCUGCGAUUGGGCACUGAGAGGGGUGGGGGAGGGAGGAGGUGGGUGGGACACGCCAGUGGUGGCUGUUGGGAUGGGGUUGGUGGAGGCUGGGUUGGCGGAUGGACCAGCGGUGGAGGUGGAGAUCGAAGCGGUGGAGGUGGGAGUGGCGGAUGGACCGGCGGUGGAAGUGGAGGUAGAAGGGGUGGAGGUGGGAGUGGGAGUGAGGAAGGGAGGAUGUGGGGGCAAACUAGAACCCGACGUGGAAGUGGGAAUCAUGGUAGUGACCACUUGGAUGGAAGGGGUCAAUGUUUGUGCCAUGUUAUCUAUCCGGCUGGAGAGGCCGAAGAUGGAGGUGGCGAAGGAGGAUUGGAGGGCAUGGAUGGUGUCUUGCUGAGUAGGGAGAUGUUUGAGGGGUGGCUUCAGGUGCAGGUUGUUCUGACAUGAAGUCACGAAGCAGGGUGUCCUUGGAUGUAGUGUCAAUGGCGCUCAUGUUGAUGGUUGAGGAACCGUCCUAUUCAAUUUGAAAUGAAUUUAUGGUAAUUUC